AUGAUCGAGGUGGUGCUGAACAACUGCCUGGGGAACAAGGUGUGCGUCAAGUGCAACGAGGACGACACGAUCGGCUACCUGAAGCGGCUGGUGGCGGCGCAGACGGUGAUGCGCGCCGACAAGAUCCAGAUCCAGAAGUGGUACACCAUCUACAAGGACCACAUCACCCUCGCCGACUACGAGAUCCACGACGGCAUGGACCUCGAGCUCUACUACAACUAG
Messenger RNA from Panicum virgatum (switchgrass), 222 nucleotides. RefSeq names its product ubiquitin-like protein 5. The record is from RefSeq and is a predicted model, not a curated record. Gene Ontology annotation, molecular function: protein tag activity. The transcript has a single exon. Gene Ontology annotation, biological process: mRNA splicing, via spliceosome; protein modification process. The coding region runs from base 1 to 222 and encodes 73 amino acids. NCBI's taxonomy places the organism in Eukaryota, Viridiplantae, Streptophyta, Magnoliopsida, Poales, Poaceae. Gene Ontology annotation, cellular component: cytoplasm; nucleus.